AUGAUCAUGGAAAGACAACAUUAUAAACCUAGCAAGUCAGCAAACCCAGAGGAGUCAGCUUCUGAUGGGAAAGAAGGUGGUCCCUCAAAUGAUGUUAAUACAGUCAGAGCAACUAGCGAUGCUUUCCGAGUUGACACAGGGCUUAUUCCACAAGGUGCUUUAGACGAACAGGGGUCUUCAGAACUUCAAGAACUUGGGUUAACAGUCUUUAACCAAGAUGUGUUUGAACAAGGCAUCAUUGAUCAAGUUGAUCAUGCCCUGGCCAAAGAGGAAGAAAUUAGACUCAAGAAUGUUUUGAUGAGGGAGCUGACAGCUAUAAAUGAUGAUAUUCUGCUUGCUAAAAAGGAUCUUGACAGAGCCAAUGAAGCAGAGGCUAAAAUUGAAAACAUUUCUGACCGUAACAGAGACCUCCAGAGACAGCUUGAAUCUAUUAGAAAACAAAAAGAAAAUAAGAUUAAACAGCUGAGAACCCUCAGUGUCCGCCGUGAGAAUGUGGGGAAGAAGCUUGCUUGGUUUGAUCGUUCAACGCCAGAAACAGCAGAAGAUGAAGAAGCUGAACACACAGUUGAUGAGGCAUUUAAUGUUGGUGCAAAACCAAAGAAGGAAACCGAACGAGAGCGUAUGAUUCGUACAGGAGAAAUGACACCCUUUGGAACGCUAGUGAAGGUUAACACACAGCAGUCAUCAUCUAAGCAAAUUCACCUUUCAGAUUUUGAAAAGCUGUUUGUAGCAAAGGAGUCCACUCAGAAAAAAGUUCAAAAAGAUUUCAGUAAAUAUUUAAAACAAAGGACUGCUAGGGCAUCCAAUGCAAAGAAAGCCAAACUUGAUGAUAGCCAUGAAGAGAGCUCCAGCAAGUCUUCAGUGAAACUCAGAAAGACAGAAAAGUUUGAUGAGAAGGAUAAACACAGCAGUGGACAAGAAGCAGGCCACAGUCUGCCCAAAAGAAAGCGAAAUGCAGGUUCCCAGAGUCAGCCUGAGCAAAACGAAAUGACUGAUGGUGAAGACUUUGAGAGGGAUGCGGAGGAGAUUGAGGAUGAGGAAGAUGAAUAUCAUCCUAGCAAAGAUGAAUUACAGGAUGAGUUUUCAGAUGAUGAGGAAUAUGCAGAUGAAGAUAAUAAUACACAUGGGAAAAAGAAAAGCACACGUAGAAGAGGCUCCCUAAAGAGAAAGAAACCCAGACCAUUACCGAAAUACAGAGGUAACAGUGAUGAGGACGAACCUUUGAGAACCAAAGUCAAAAGGGACAAGUCCAUCAGACAAGAAAAAGAUGAUGCUGAUGCUGAAUCGUACCAGAAGAGGCUUUUUAGGCAGCAGAAGCUAGAUCAGUUGGAAGAGGGACAAGAUGCUGACAGUGAUAAUGAUCCAGAGGCUGAGUUUGAUGGUGGGUUCCAGGUUCCCAGGAAACUGUGGAAAAAGUUAUUCAAUUACCAGAAAACUGGAGUCCGAUGGUUGUGGGAGUUGCACUGUCAGCAGGCUGGAGGAAUUGUGGGAGAUGAGAUGGGACUAGGUAAAACCAUCCAGACUAUUUCCUUUCUGGCUGCACUGAGAACCAGCAACGUGAGAAAUGUCAACUUUCCCUAUAAAGGUUUAGGCCCCACCAUCAUCAUAUGCCCGACUACAGUGAUGCAUCAAUGGCUGAAAGAGUUUCACAAAUGGUGGCCAGAUUUCCGGGUUGCCAUUCUUCACUCUUCUGGUUCAUUCACUGGUUCAGAGUCUGAUUUAGUGCGUUCUAUUGCAAAGAGUCAAGGCAUUCUCAUCACAUCCUAUAACACUUUGGUGAUACACCAAGAGCUGGUGCUGCGGUUCAACUGGCAUUAUGUCAUUCUUGAUGAAGGCCAUAAGAUACGAAAUCCUGAUGCCAAGGUGACAUUGUGUGCUAAGCAGUUCCGCACACCACACCGCAUCAUUUUGUCAGGCUCCCCAAUACAGAACAACCUGAAGGAAUUGUGGUCGCUCUUUGAUUUUGUGUUCCCUGGAAAGCUUGGCACAUUGCCAGAUUUUAUGCAGCAUUUUUCUAUUCCUAUUGUCCAAGGAGGCUAUUCCAAUGCUACACAGACACAGGUUGAGACAGCUUACAGAUGUGCUUGUGUCCUCCGAGAUACCAUCAAUCCAUAUCUCAUCAGACGGAUGAAAUCGGAUGUAAAGAAACAUUUAGAUCUUCCCAAUAAAAAUGAACAGGUGCUGUUCUGUCGGCUGACAAAUGAACAGAGGGAUGUCUAUCAAGAAUACCUGGACUCCAGGGAAUGCAAUGACAUCCUGCAGGGAAAGUUUCAGGUAUUUGCUGGUCUCAUCACCUUACGCAAGAUCUGCAAUCACCCGGACUUAUCCACAGGCGGCCCGCAGGUUUUCCAAGGGCAGGACAUGCCAGAUGAACCAGAGUGCCAAUUUGGCUACUACAAACGCAGUGGGAAAAUGAUUGUGGUUGAGGCUUUGCUUCGGCUCUGGCAUAAACAAAAGCACAGAGUGUUGCUGUUCACACAGAGCAAAGCAAUGCUGAACAUCCUAGAAAAACUUGCUCAAAAUAAGGGUUAUACAUACUUGGUAAUGGAUGGAGGAACACCCAUAUCAGCUCGGCAACCACUUAUUUCUCAGUACAACAAUGACCCAAGUAUCUACCUCUUCCUGUUGACUACUCGAGUUGGCGGCCUCGGCGUUAACCUGACUGGUGCCGACAGAGUUAUCAUCUAUGACCCCGACUGGAACCCUAGUACCGAUGUGCAAGCUCGUGAGCGGGCUUGGAGAAUUGGGCAGACUCGCCAGGUGACAAUUUACCGCUUGUUGACUUCAGGCACAAUUGAGGAGAAAAUAUAUCACAGGCAAAUUUUCAAACAGUUCUUGACCAACAGAGUUCUGAAGGAUCCCAAACAAAGAAGACUGUUUAAAUCUCAUGAUAUGUGGGAGUUGUUCUCCUUGGGAAGCCAGGACAAUGAGGAGGGGACUGAGACGAGUGCACUUUUUGCUGGAACAGGCUCUGAUGUCAGGAUUCCCAGAAAACUACGAAAAAACAGGUUUGAUGAACUGCAAGAAAAGAUUCGGAAGGAAAAGGAAGAAAAAGAGACUAAGGAAGAGGCAGAUGGUGCUAAGCAUCAGAAAAGAACAAGAGGUGGUCAACUAAUAAUGGAAGAAGAAGAGGCAGGGGUAGAUUUUGAUAGUGAAGAGCUGGAGAGAAUGAAAGAAUUUGCUAGACAACUCAGCAGAAAGAUAGAGGCAGAAAAAAAGCAACGUGAGCUGAAAGGCAACGAACACAUAGAGGAAUCAAAAACAGUUGAUAGACAGACAGUUCUGAAUAGUAAUGAUAAAAAAAUUGAAGAUGGAAUACAUCAAGACAUAGACAAAAUUGUAAUGGAAAGUAAUAAAACGUCAGCUUUUGAAUCAGGAAAUGUCAAUGAAGAUACCAAUAUUACAGCUCAAAAAGAAUUACAACAGGGUCAGAAAGAUAGUAUAAACACAGCUAAAGCACAUAAUUGGAAACAAAAUGGGAAGAAAUGGACAAUCCCAACAUUAAAGAAAGACAGAGCUCCUAUUCAUGGGGAUGAAUUGGAAAAAAAUAAAAUCAUAAAUGGGAAAGGAAAAAAAUUGUCUGCGCCAUUAUCAUCACAUGAGAGAUCUAUCAUUGCAAAGAAAUCUUUGGCGGGAAAGAAUCGUGAACCAGAGCUUAGUAAACACACCAAGAAGAGGAAACAUCAUGAUGCAAAGUUUGAAGGGGAGAGAAUUUCACACCUGGUGAAAAAUCGACCCUUGCCAACAAAUGCAGUUCCAGAAGAUGACCAACAACAGAACAGGCAGACAGGAAGUGAAGGCAGCCAUCAAGACGAUUAUGUUCUACGUCAGUUAUUUAAAAAGACAGGAAUCCAUGGUGCCAUGAAACAUGAUAAAAUCAUGGACAGUGGCCGGCCAGAUUAUGUCAUCGUGGAGGCUGAAGCAGAAAGGGUGGCUCGUGAGGCAGCAGCAGCCUUGAGGCGAUCCCGGCAGCAAUGUGCUUCUGCUCUAGCUGGUGUGCCGACAUGGACAGGCCAGCAUGGAGGAUUGGUAAAGCCACGCUUUGGUCAGAAGAAGAAUAGUCUUCUUGUUGAAAAGUCUGGCAAAUCAGAGGCAGCAAGUUCAUCUCAGUCCAGUUUAAAUGUGAAGGCAGCACAAAAAGAAACGGGAGAGAAACUUUUUGAUGGCAGCAUAUCCGGCAACGUAUCAUUGAACCCUAAAAAUAACUCUUUGACCUCCAGUGACCUUCUUAAUAAAAUUAGAGCUCGGAAACGACUGUCUGCAUUGGCAACUGACCCAGAAGAAGAUGAUGAGUUUCUUAGGCCAGACAGACCACAGACAGUUGAGCCAAAAGAUGAGGAACUCUUACAGGAUAUCAGAAAUUAUAUUGCUUUCAUGGCUACAAAUGAUGGUGAAGCCACUACUCAAGAAAUUGUUCUAAACUUUGGAAAGCGACUUCCAAAAUCAGAUGCCCCUAAAUUUAAAGCUAUGCUAAAUCAAGUGUGUGAAUUCCAUAAUGGUGUGUGGAGGUUAAAGUCUGAAUUCAGGUAA
Messenger RNA from Candidula unifasciata, 4530 nucleotides. NCBI's taxonomy places the organism in Eukaryota, Metazoa, Mollusca, Gastropoda, Stylommatophora, Geomitridae. The record is from the annotation of a GenBank genome assembly.